CCCAAGCCAAAGCCUUCUACCUUCGAACGGUUUUUAAUUUUUUUAUAGUCUUCUUCCUCAGGGCUAAGCUUUUGCGCAGAUCAAAUCAGUUUCUUCAGUAAACCCUAAAUUCUUCCGAUGUCGAUCUUCGAGUACAAUGGCAGUGCUCUGGUUGCCAUGGUCGGCAAAAACUGCUUCGCAAUCGCCAGCGACCGGAGACUUGGUGUUCAACUCCAAACUAUCGCCACCGAUUUUCGGAGGAUUUACAAAAUGCACGAUCGUCUCUUUAUCGGUCUCUCUGGCCUCGCCACCGAUGCCCAAACCUUGUACCAGCGGCUCGUGUUUCGGCACAAAUUAUAUCAGCUUAGAGAAGAGAGGGAUAUGAAACCUGAGACGUUUGCCAGCCUUGUCUCCGCGAUUCUCUAUGAGAAAAGGUUCGGUCCAUACUUCUGUCAACCUGUAAUCGCUGGCCUGGGAGACGAAGACAAGCCAUUCAUUUGCACAAUGGAUUCAAUUGGUGCCAAGGAAUUGGCAAAAGAUUUUGUUGUAGCUGGUACUGCCUCUGAGUCUCUCUAUGGUGCCUGUGAGGCAAUGUUCAAGCCUGAUAUGGAGCCUGAAGAAUUGUUUGAGACUGUUUCUCAAGCACUUCUUGCUUCAGUAGAUCGUGAUUGUUUGAGUGGUUGGGGAGGACAUGUCUAUGUUGUUACUCCUACUGAAGUAAAGGAAAGGAUCUUGAAGGGAAGGAUGGACUGAGCAGUGAGAAGAUCCAAAAGCCAAGCCUUGCUCACUUUGUCAGCCUCCAGUUUCUUUCUAAUUGUCAAUUAUAGAUCCUUCUGGUACUUGUUGCUAAAUCAAGGCUACCAUCCCGUACUUCUUGAAUCUUAUGUUAAGGCUUGAUAAAUUCAUAGAAAUUGGAUCAUUGAAAUUGGAUCAUUUCUACAAUCUAAUUGUCAUGAAUUUGAUGUUAACCCUUUGUUCAAGUUGGAUUUACAAGGCAUGCAUGAUUGUAUUGAU
This is a messenger RNA of Rubroshorea leprosula, 993 nucleotides long. The record is from the annotation of a GenBank genome assembly. NCBI's taxonomy places the organism in Eukaryota, Viridiplantae, Streptophyta, Magnoliopsida, Malvales, Dipterocarpaceae.